Molecule: messenger RNA, 307 nt
Organism: Racocetra persica
Lineage: Eukaryota; Fungi; Glomeromycota; Glomeromycetes; Diversisporales; Gigasporaceae
Source: the annotation of a GenBank genome assembly
GUCUGGUGUCACUUCAUUGGUUUCUUGUGGUUACGUAGAUGCAUUUAAUGGGUUUUAUUUAAAUGAAGUAGAUGGAACCUAUCAGUCAAACUUAAUCUUUAUAGACAAGAUGUCAUCCGUCGGUGGUGAAAGUGGAGGUCCUGCUUACUAUUUUUCGGAUUUUUCAAAUUUGAGGUUGGUAACUAUAACUGGCAUAUUCACAGCGAGUCUAAGAACUCAAGAUAAUCCUCGUUAUCCUUUUGGUGUGGUAAUGCCUAAAGAAAUUAUUCUUGCUAAUUCUCAAUUGGAUUUAAUUACUAGAUUUUAG